This is a messenger RNA of Leptosia nina, 2319 nucleotides long. Lineage: Eukaryota; Metazoa; Arthropoda; Insecta; Lepidoptera; Pieridae. The record is from the annotation of a GenBank genome assembly.
AUGAUUGUGACGAAGACGUUUUUAGCUUGUGGUCACGUUGCAAGCGGCGUGGACUCACAGAUUAAGACCCAUUUAUUUAAAGGCAGUAAUGUCGGUGACAUAGUAAUGUCAGCUGCUGCAGAGACGCUGCCCGCUACGGGCUCACGAGAUGCCUGUCCCACGCCAUCACCUUCCACACCACCUCGUCAAUCAACCGGCAAACACACAGUACAUUGGUUUCGCAAAGGCUUGCGACUCCAUGAUAAUCCUGCUCUCAGAGAAGGAUUAGUAGACGCAGUCACUUUUCGCUGUGUCUUCAUAAUUGAUCCUUGGUUCGCCAGCUCUUCAAAUGUUGGUAUUAAUAAAUGGAGGUUCCUACUGCAAUGUCUUGAGGAUUUAGAUAGUAGCUUAAGGAAACUGAACUCCCGUUUGUUUGUGGUGCGCGGACAGCCGGCGGAUGCGUUGCCAAAACUGUUCAACGAGUGGGGAACGACGGCGCUGACGUUCGAAGAAGAUCCAGAACCCUACGGCCGAGUACGAGAUCAUAAUAUUACGACAAAAUGUCGCGAAGUUGGCAUCACUGUGAUAUCGAGAGUCUCACACACCCUUUACAAACUAGACAGUAUUAUAGAAAGGAACGGUGGAAAAGCGCCCUUGACAUAUCACCAAUUUCAAGCCCUGAUAGCGAGCAUGCCGGCACCGCCACCUGCGGAAACUGCUGUAUCAAUGAAGACCCUCAACGGGGCCACCACACCUAUCUUCCCUGACCACGACGAUAGAUUUGGAGUGCCGACUCUCGAAGAACUCGGAUUUGAGACAGAAGGACUCAAACCGCCAAUAUGGAUUGGUGGUGAGAAUGAAGCGCUGGCGAGGCUUGAAAGGCACUUAGAACGAAAAGCAUGGGUAGCUUCUUUUGGUAGACCUAAGAUGACACCACAGUCUUUGUUAGCAUCUCAAACUGGCCUUUCCCCCUACUUGAGAUUCGGUUGUUUGUCGACGCGAUUGUUUUAUUAUCAACUUACCGAAUUGUAUAAGAGGAUAAAGAGGGUACGACCUCCUCUGUCCUUGCAUGGGCAAAUAUUAUGGAGGGAGUUUUUCUAUUGCGCAGCGACGCGGAAUCCUAACUUCGAUAGAAUGGUCGGCAAUCCCAUAUGCGUUCAAAUUCCAUGGGAAAAAAACCAGGAAGCGCUGGCUAAGUGGGCCAAUGGACAAACCGGUUUUCCAUGGAUAGACGCCAUAAUGAUACAAUUAAGAGAAGAAGGCUGGAUCCAUCAUUUAGCGAGGCAUGCCGUUGCCUGUUUUCUGACUCGCGGCGAUCUUUGGAUAUCCUGGGAAGAAGGGAUGAAGGUCUUCGAUGAAUUACUCCUAGAUGCGGACUGGUCAGUGAACGCGGGCAUGUGGAUGUGGUUAUCCUGUUCAUCAUUUUUUCAGCAGUUCUUUCACUGCUAUUGCCCCGUACGCUUCGGACGUAAAACGGACCCUAACGGUGACUUCAUAAGAAAAUAUAUCCCAGCAUUAAAGAAUAUGCCCACACGAUACAUUCACGAACCAUGGGUGGCACCCGAAGCAGUACAGCAAUCGGCCCGUUGUCUUAUCGGACGUGACUACCCUAUGCCGAUGGUGGACCAUGCGAAGACAUCGCAGAUAAACAUCGAACGUAUCAAACAAGUGUACGCACACCUCGCGAAAUUUAAACCUCAAGGUCUUCUCAAUCCUCAAAUAGUUCAACGGCCCAAUGUUCUGCAGUCUUCUCCGAGCCCUACUUCGAUUAUUACAAGUAUCAAUCAGUCAAACUUUUUAUGUAGCCAAACCACUGAAGGUCAAACGUCGACGAGUCCACCGAAUACUGAACCUCGCAAAGACGACAUAUUCAUUAGACCAAACAGUAAUUACGUUAGGCCCAGCGUGGAUGUGACGAAACCGCUGUUUAAGCAAGUCAUACUGGUCCAACAACAGAAAGCCACAAAAUUGUUGCAGCAAACUUGUCCAGCCCCGAAGGAACAUUACUUAAUGAAUGGCGAGCUCAGCAUCGCUUAUAAAACCAUAAGUAGUUCCAUCACAAGACCUAAAAAGACGGACAAUUGCAAUUUUGAAAACCAUACUAUAGUUCCUGCACAGGAUGGCUUUACGAAAAACCCAAACGCUCCCGUAGAUAAAACCAAAAUGUACAGUGUCGGUAGCAACGGUGUCAUAUCUCACGACAAAAUUGAACAAUGUUACACAAACAAUUAUGAGGAGGGAGAGAGAGACGAAAAAAAUUCCACUAUCCAGAUGGUGAUAAACAAUGACAGACAAUUCCUAGGUAUGCCAGAUGAGGGUUCAACACAACGAGAAAAUUGA